CCUGCCUGACCAUCAUUCCUCAGCUCCCCCGUGACCCCAAGGGAGUCCUCCACCCCUAGAGAAGUAACUUUCACACUUUCCCCCUUUGUGUGUCCUCCCCCAUUUUUGCCUCCCUUUACUGUAUAUUUUCCUUCCCCGCUUUCCAGUGCCCAUCAGUGGCUGCGGAGUCUGCAUGGGGCUCGGCAGAGCUGAACGCCCAGAGCUUUUGGCUGUUUUGUUUAAGACCUGGUUCUGGUUGUGGGAUUUUUUUUUUUUUUUUUUUUUGUCAGCUGCCUGUUAUAUCAAUCACGGAGUCGGGAUCUAUUUAUAGGUUGGGAGUACUGUGUCCUUAGUCACAAAGAGACACAGACAGGGGACUGUCAGCUGGUGCUGGAGGAGCUGAGCACCGAGUCAUCAGCAAGUGGAAACACCUGAGGGGUAGCCUGUCCCCCGCCAGCCCCUGUCCUCAACCCGGCCCCAAGCAUGCUGCUGAACAGAAUGUCUGCGGACGACCGGCACCUGGGCUCCAGCUGCGGCUCCUUCAUCAAGACGGAGCCGUCCAGCCCCUCCUCGGGCAUCGACGCCCUCAGCCACCACAGCCCCAGUGGCUCGUCCGACGCCAGCGGCGGCUUCGGCCUGGCCCUGGGCGCCCACGCCAAUGGUCUGGACUCGCCGCCCAUGUUCGCAGGUGCCGGGCUGGGCAGCACCCCGUGUCGCAAGAGCUACGAGGACUGUGCGGGUGGCCUCAUGGAGGACUCGGCCAUCAAGUGUGAGUACAUGCUCAACGCCAUCCCCAAGCGCCUGUGCCUCGUGUGCGGGGACAUCGCCUCCGGCUAUCACUACGGCGUGGCGUCCUGCGAGGCCUGCAAGGCCUUCUUCAAGAGGACCAUCCAAGGGAACAUCGAGUACAGCUGCCCCGCCACCAACGAGUGCGAGAUCACGAAACGGAGGCGCAAGUCCUGCCAGGCCUGCCGCUUCAUGAAAUGCCUCAAAGUGGGGAUGCUGAAGGAAGGUGUGCGCCUUGACCGAGUGCGUGGAGGCCGCCAGAAAUACAAACGGCGGCUGGACUCUGAGAGCAGCCCGUACCUGAGCUUACAGAUUUCCCCACCUGCUAAAAAGCCAUUGACCAAGAUUGUCUCCUACCUGCUGGUGGCCGAGCCCGACAAGCUGUAUGCCAUGCCUCCCCCUGGCAUGCCCGAGGGCGACAUCAAGGCCCUGACCACUCUCUGUGACCUGGCUGACAGGGAGCUCGUGGUCAUCAUCGGCUGGGCCAAGCACAUCCCAGGCUUCUCGAAUCUGUCUCUCGGGGAUCAGAUGAGCCUGCUGCAGAGCGCCUGGAUGGAGAUCCUGAUCCUGGGCAUCGUGUACCGCUCGCUGCCCUACGACGACAAGCUGGUGUUCGCUGAGGACUAUGUCAUGGACGAGGAGCACUCCCGCCUCGCCGGGCUGCUGGAGCUCUACCGGGCCAUCCUGCAGCUGGUGCGCAGGUACAAGAAGCUCAAGGUGGAGAAGGAGGAGUUUGUGACACUCAAGGCGCUGGCUCUGGCCAACUCAGAUUCCAUGUACAUCGAGGAUCUGGAGGCGGUGCAGAAGCUGCAGGACCUGCUGCACGAGGCGCUGCAGGACUACGAGCUGAGCCAGCGCCACGAGGAGCCCCGGAGGACGGGCAAGCUGCUGCUGACGCUGCCCCUGCUGCGGCAGACGGCCGCCAAGGCCGUGCAGCACUUCUACAGCGUCAAACUGCAGGGCAAGGUGCCCAUGCACAAACUCUUCCUGGAGAUGCUGGAGGCCAAGGUCUGAUGGCCCGGCACCUGGACCGACUCCCACCCGCGGACAGACCGGCGGACGGACCGCCGCGGAGACCUCCACAGCCACCAGCCUCGACCUUCAAGCCCUGUAUCAUGGCCACGGGCAGUCCCAGAGGAAGGGCUCCCUCGCCUCCCGGCUGUUCGUGGAGUCCGGAGUACAGCGGGGCAGGGGAACAGGGAGGGGAGGGCAGGGCGUGGGCUCAUCUGUAACUGGCUUUUUCUUGGGUAUGUUUUUCCUUCUCCAUGGGCAGUGCUGAGGUCUGGGCAGGGGCUGACUCCCUUGAAACUGGAGACCAUCGAGGAAGUGCCCCUUCCGCCCAUGAAAGCCCC
Molecule: messenger RNA, 2117 nt
Organism: Lontra canadensis (Northern American river otter)
Lineage: Eukaryota; Metazoa; Chordata; Mammalia; Carnivora; Mustelidae
Gene: ESRRB
Product: estrogen related receptor beta
Exons: 7
Coding region: 463-1779 (438 amino acids)
Biological process (GO): regulation of DNA-templated transcription
Cellular component (GO): nucleus
Molecular function (GO): DNA-binding transcription factor activity; sequence-specific DNA binding; steroid binding
Source: RefSeq, a predicted model, not a curated record